GAUGAAGUCAGUCCAGUUUUGCUUCCUCUUCUGCUGCUGGAAAGCACUCUGCAGCUACAGCUGUGAACUGACCAACAUCACAAUCACGGUGGAGAGAGAGGAAUGCCGCUUCUGCAUCAGCAUCAACACCACCUGGUGUGCGGGCUACUGCUUUACCCGGGAUCUGGUAUAUAAGGACCCAGCCCGGCCCAACAUCCAGAAAACAUGUACCUUCAAGGAGCUGGUGUACGAGACCGUUAGGGUGCCUGGCUGUGCUCACCACGCAGACUCUCUCUACACUUACCCAGUUGCCACUGAGUGCCAUUGUGGCAGGUGUGACACUGACAGUACUGACUGUACUGUCCGAGGCCUGGGGCCAAAUUACUGCUCCUUCGGUGAACUGAAAGAAUAAAGAAUGACGGCCAUUCUGGGCUACCCUCCCAUGUCCUGAAGGACAGAGAUACUCAAAAGUCUGAGCGUGCA
This is a messenger RNA of Sorex fumeus (smoky shrew), 462 nucleotides long. It is a transcript of the gene FSHB, whose product is annotated as follicle stimulating hormone subunit beta. The transcript has 2 exons. NCBI's taxonomy places the organism in Eukaryota, Metazoa, Chordata, Mammalia, Eulipotyphla, Soricidae. Gene Ontology annotation, cellular component: cytoplasm; extracellular region. The record is from RefSeq and is a predicted model, not a curated record. Bases 2 to 391 code for a protein of 129 amino acids. Gene Ontology annotation, molecular function: hormone activity. Gene Ontology annotation, biological process: G protein-coupled receptor signaling pathway.